AUGGAUGAUACUAUUGAUUCGAAUUUAAAUGAAUCAAGGAGAAAAUGUCUAACCAAAUCCGAGUAUAAUGCAAUAGCUGACUGGAUAGACUCGUCAAUUAACAAUAACCACGAUUUUAUUCUAAACCGGUACGGUGUGUUAACCUCAAACGCACUCAGCAGAUAUCCCCACCUACAUACAAAUACAGUUCGUAGUAUUGUCGAAGACCGAGUUCAACAAUAUGUUCGUCAACGACAACAUAAGGUCCUUUCCAGCACGUACAAUGAUGAUUCUCCUUCUAAUUAUUCAGCCACAUGUCGGACUACAGCUACAGAAAAAUCUAAACUAUUCAUGAAUCGUCGUCAACAAAAACGGAUUAAUAAACAUUCAAUCAGAUCUACAAAAACAAUGAAUGAGAGGUACAAAGAAUUAGUUGCUAAUGAAACUGUGUUAUCUCCACUGAUCACUUUGGCUGAUAAAUUGCUUAUGCCAGCUAUGUUGGUUGCAAAAUGUGUACUUGCUGAUCAGAUAAAAGUAGAAAAAUUGAACGAGAAACUUGAUCAGCAGCAUUCUAACAAUGAUGAUAGUUUAAAUAGUGUUGGAUCAACUGCUAGUAACUUACAACAUUAUAGUGAUUCAGAGUUGAAACAAGAUGUAAGUACCAAUGACUCGACAGUUAAAGAACUGGAUACUUCGUAUAGUAUUGAUGAACAGUUAUCCAAACAGUUAAACUGGCUCACCUGUAAACUGCGCUCAAUGUAUACAACUGAAUCGGUAUUAAAUCAAUCUGAUAGUAGUUCGAAUAAUUUACAAACUAGUUGUACUAGUUAUACAAACUAUAUGUCAACAACUAAUAAGAUUUUUGAUUUAACACCACACCAAUUGGCCAUGGCUACUUGGUUGAUACGUAAAGAUCCAAAGUUAGCUUACGAAGUAUAUAAAUCUUCUGUUGUGGAUGACCAUUAUGGAUCAUGUGUGGAAUUUAUCAAAAGCUCCAAUGGCAAUCGUUUUGAACAGAUUUUGAAGCAAACUUUGACAGUUUUGACAAAGUCCCUGACAAACAGACCAGAGAAAAAUUAUAUAACUGAAAAGGAUUGUCGUCUUCGUGGUUUAGAUAUGACACCUGAUGUAUUACUUCACGAACCUGUUGCCAUUUUAUUGUAUGACGUUGACAAUAUCAAAUACAGUCAAAAAUAUACAGCAACAAAUUACGUCGGAGGAAGUGAAAAUGAAAUUCGAGUGCUAAAUUGGAUAGAAUCGAAAGCAAUGUUUGGUGGCCCUGAUCAAUUACGUAAAGCUACUCAAGGCCAAUUGUUUCCUUACUGGAAUCGCUAUGGCCCAGGAGCUGUAAUUUAUUGGUUUGGUCACAUUUUGGAGGAUAACGAUAAAGAACAUGGUGUCCAUGCUGGUGUUUCAAUAAACAAAUCUGCGAACGAUAUUUCACCAUCUAAUGUUGAAUCGUCAGAAUCAUUUGCAUUCAAUUUUUGGUCAAAAUAUUGUCUAUUAAUGGACGGAUUUCCUUCAGGUCAUACAAUUGUUAUGCACAAACGCCAUAAUGGUUUAAAAAAUAAAAGCUCAACUUCAGUUUAA
This is a messenger RNA of Metopolophium dirhodum (rose-grain aphid), 1569 nucleotides long. RefSeq lists its product as uncharacterized. Bases 1 to 1569 code for a protein of 522 amino acids. Lineage: Eukaryota; Metazoa; Arthropoda; Insecta; Hemiptera; Aphididae. The record is from RefSeq and is a predicted model, not a curated record. The transcript is spliced from 4 exons.